UUUAGGGGGGAGGGAAGCUGGGAGAGACAAGGCCCAGCCAUAUCUCUGAGGUAUGUACCCCACCUUCUCAAGGGACCUCAUUAGAGAUGUUUAGCAAGGUAGGUGUAAGCCUAGGCCCUGGGAGACAGGGCAGGGCGCUAGAGCCACACUGCCUCCACCCCUUCAGUAGUACUGGCCCUGGUUGUGUUGCUAAGAGCUUCAGAAGCCAAAGAUAAAGCAGUUGCAGCUCGCGACCAAGAGCGGCCUAACCAGGCAGUUGAGCAUUAACCUCUACCUCCUGAAGCCACCUACAGAAAGAGGCCUUGGAUUAUCUUAUACCCAGGCACCAGGACACAGAACCAUGAGCCAGGACAACAAAGUAAAGACGACAGAGUCCAGCCCCCCUGCCCCAUCCAAGGCCAGGAAGUCUCUGCCUGUCCUGGACCCAUCUGGGGAUUACUACUACUGGUGGCUGAACACGAUGGUCUUCCCAGUAAUGUAUAACCUCAUCAUCAUCGUGUGCAGAGCUUGCUUUCCCGACUUGCAGCACAGUUAUCUCGUGGCCUGGUUAGUGCUGGACUACACGAGUGAUCUGCUAUACCUACUGGACAUCGUGGUGCACUUUCACACAGGAUUCUUGGAACAGGGCAUCUUAGUGAUGGACAAGGGUAGGAUUUCUAGUCGCUAUGUUCGCACCUGGAGCUUCUUCUUGGACCUGGCUUCGCUGGUGCCCACAGAUGUGGCUUAUGUGCAGCUGGGCCCGCAUACGCCCAUGCUGAGGCUUAACCGCUUUCUGCGUGUACCCCGCCUCUUUGAGGCUUUUGACCGCACAGAGACCCGCACGGCUUACCCAAACGCCUUUCGCAUCACCAAGCUGAUGCUCUACAUUUUCGUGGUCAUUCACUGGAACAGCUGCCUCUACUUUGCCCUGUCCCGGUACCUGGGCUUCGGACGUGAUGCCUGGGUGUACCCGGACCCUGCACAGCCUGGCUUUGAGCGCCUGCGGCGCCAGUACCUCUACAGCUUUUACUUCUCCACGCUGAUCCUGACCACCGUGGGUGAUACGCCGCUGCCAGCACAGGAGGAGGAGUACCUCUUCAUGGUGGGCGACUUUUUGCUGGCUGUCAUGGGUUUCGCCACCAUCAUGGGUAGCAUGAGCUCUGUCAUCUACAACAUGAACACUGCAGAUGCAGCCUUCUACCCAGACCACGCACUGGUGAAGAAGUACAUGAAGCUGCAGCAUGUCAACCGCCGGCUGCAGCGGCGAGUUAUUGACUGGUACCAGCACCUGCGGAUCAACAAGAAGAUGACCAAUGAGGUAGCCAUCUUACAGCACUUGCCCGAGAGGUUGCGGGCGGAAGUUGCUGUGUCUGUACACCUGUCUACCCUGAGCCGGGUGCAGAUCUUCCAGAACUGUGAGGCCAGCCUGCUAGAGGAGCUGGUACUGAAGCUGCAGCCCCAGACCUACUCACCAGGCGAAUACGUCUGCCGCAAGGGGGAUAUUGGCCGAGAGAUGUACAUCAUCCGCGAGGGUCAACUGGCUGUGGUGGCAGAUGAUGGCAUCACACAGUAUGCUGUGCUUGGUGCAGGGCUCUACUUUGGGGAGAUCAGCAUCAUCAACAUCAAAGGGAACAUGUCUGGGAACCGCCGCACAGCCAACAUCAAGAGUCUAGGUUAUUCAGACCUGUUUUGCCUGAGCAAGGAGGACCUGAGGGAAGUGCUGAGUGAAUAUCCACAGGCCCAGGCUGUCAUGGAGGAAAAGGGUCGUGAGAUCCUACUCAAAAUGAACAAGUUGGAUGUAAAUGCUGAGGCAGCUGAGAUUGCCCUACAGGAGGCCACAGAGUCAAGGCUGCAAGGUCUUGACCAGCAACUGGAUGAUCUGCAGACCAAGUUCGCUCGCCUCCUGGCUGAGCUGGAGUCCAGCGCACUCAAGAUUGCAUAUCGCAUUGAACGGCUGGAGUGGCAGACUCGAGAGUGGCCGAUGCCUGAGGAAUUGGUGGAGGCUGAUGAUGAGGGCGAGCCUGGGGAAGGAACAUCUAAGGGUGGGGAGGUCAGGACUGGCCAAGAAGGAUCCCCAUGCCCAAAGUGACCCCAUCCUUAUUCCUAGAAACCCCAACUGCAAGUGAAUCCAGAGUUGUAGGAAAGCCUGCCUACAGAAACUCUGCCAUCCUAUCUGCUGGGUUACAAAGCUGGGAGUGAACUAAAUCCGUAGAUGCCCACCUGGAGAUGUACAUGUAUAGCACACAUUGACCCCACACACACACACACUCACCAGCACACAGACAGACACACACACACACACACACACACACACACACACAGAGUUGCGCAUAUACACACUGGCCCCCAAGACAGUGCAUUGCAUAUAAGAUGCUCUGGAGUUUCCAUUCUCAGAGCACACAUGCUUUCUCAUAUAGAUAUGUCUUAUACCCACAUGAUAUAUACAAAUUCAGUUAUGUAACUUGUAGCACACAUAUACUGAGAAUCAUACACCAAUAGACACACAUAGAUGCCUUCCACAGGUGUGCACUUACUUGCGAACACACAAAGGUACACUCAGAGCCCUUUUGUUCCAAGAUAGCCUUUAAAUGCCCCUCAUAUGGUGUCACAAGUGUACCCUGCAAAUUGCACUUCAAUAAAGUAUUUUCCUCCUCACUAAG
Molecule: messenger RNA, 2639 nt
Organism: Pteropus alecto (black flying fox)
Lineage: Eukaryota; Metazoa; Chordata; Mammalia; Chiroptera; Pteropodidae
Gene: CNGA4
Product: cyclic nucleotide gated channel alpha 4
Exons: 6
Coding region: 341-2068 (575 amino acids)
Biological process (GO): monoatomic cation transmembrane transport; potassium ion transport
Cellular component (GO): plasma membrane; intracellular cyclic nucleotide activated cation channel complex
Molecular function (GO): intracellularly cGMP-activated cation channel activity; intracellularly cAMP-activated cation channel activity; protein-containing complex binding
Source: RefSeq, a predicted model, not a curated record